AUGUUACACAUUCAUUUCUAUACACAGUACGGUGGUCCCUUGACACAAUUUUUCGAACCUUUGUGCCCCACCUCCACCAUCAUUCCUUCGCCACCAAUUGUCUUUGAUUUCCUCAUCGUUUGCGUUUGCUUUUCUUCCUGUCCCAUAUUUUGUUUUGUCCUUAUCUUAUUCUUUUACUUCUUUUCUUCGUUUUCAUUUUCACCUUCUUUGUUGUCUCUUUCUAUUGCCUCUCUCUUCCAUUGUCUCUCUCUCUCUCUCUCUCUCUCUCUCUCUCUCUCUCUCUCUCUCUGUCCGUAUCUGAUAAUUUUCUCUAUAGAUAGCACUUUCUAUCCUUUUCUCUCUGUCAGUAUCCGACUAUUCUCUUUACAGUUAGUACUCUCUUUCCUUCUCUCUAUCUCUGCUCGUAUUUGGUUAUUCUUUCUUCAUAUAGCUCUCUCUCUCUCUCUCUCUCUCUCUCUCUCUCUCUGUCGGUAUAUGAUUCUUCCCUCUAAAGAUAGCACACUCUUUCCUUCUCUCUCUAUUACAAUCUCUUUACUUCCCUCUCUUGCUCUCUCUCCGUCCGUAACUGAUCAUUCUCUCUACAUAGCACUCUCUCUUCUGCUCUUAUUCUCUCUAUCUUUUUUCUUUCUUUCUUUCUUUCUUUCUUUCUUUCUUUCUUUCUUUCUUUCUUUCUUGUUUAUUAUUAUUAUCUCUUUGUUUCUCACAUCAAUCUUUUCUUUUUUCCAAAUUCAUCUUUACGCUUUUACUUCAUUCUUAUCCUUGUUUUGA
Molecule: messenger RNA, 768 nt
Organism: Acanthosepion pharaonis
Lineage: Eukaryota; Metazoa; Mollusca; Cephalopoda; Sepiida; Sepiidae
Source: the annotation of a GenBank genome assembly